Fraxinus pennsylvanica is the source of this 1146-nucleotide messenger RNA. The record is from the annotation of a GenBank genome assembly. NCBI's taxonomy places the organism in Eukaryota, Viridiplantae, Streptophyta, Magnoliopsida, Lamiales, Oleaceae.
AUGGCGAGCGUAUGGGGCAAACCAGGUGCUUGGGCCUUGGAUUCCGAGGAAAACGAGGCGGACCUCCUCCACCAACACAAACAAGAUUCUAUCGACGGACACUCUAUGGGAAGCGCCGAUGAGGCGUCAGAUUUCCCAUCCCUUGCCGCCGCCGCGGCGACAAAGACCAAGAAAAAGAAGAAGGGCCAAACAGUGUCUCUACAGGAAUUCACCAGUUACAGUGCCAACAAGGGCCCUACUCCUGAUGUGCUUUUAAAUCUCCCCACCGCACCCCGCCAGCGCUCAGCAGAGGAGCUUGAUCGAAACCAGCUAGGUGGAGGAUUUAAAUCUUAUGGGUCUUCGUAUGACCGGCCGGCUAGGGUUGAGCAGCAUCGUCGACAGGGAAGCUUUGGUGGUGAUUCGAAUCGAGAUUUUGCGCCUUCUCGGGCUGACGAGACGGACAAUUGGGCUGCGGGGAAGAAAUCGAUCGUUAACGAUGGAUUUGAUGGAAGAAGGAGAGGAGAUAGAGGAGGGUUUUUCUCUGAUUCGCAAAAUAGGGCUGACGAGUCCGACAAUUGGGGUUCCAAGAAGACCUGUAUGCCCACUGAGCCUCGAAGAUUUGAAAAAAGAGGUGGCUUUGGAUUUGAAUCCAAUAACGGCGGUGCUGAUUCGGAUAGCUGGGCCAGGAAAAGGGAGGAGGGACGGAGAAUUGGUGGAGCAUUUGAUAGUUUGAGAGAUAGAAAGGGAGGUUUUGAAUUGAACAGCCCCGAUUCUGAAACUUGGGGCAGGAAAAGAGAAGAGGGGACUGAAGUGAGUGCCAGUAGGCCGAGGUUGAAUUUAAAGCCAAGAACACUGCCAGUGGGUGAAGGACAGAAGAGUGAAAAUGGGAAUGUAGUGAAGCCCAAGGGGAAUAAUCCAUUUGGAGAGGCGAGGCCGAGGGAGGAGGUGUUGAAGGAGAAGGGGCAAGAUUUGAAAGAGAUUAAGGAGAAGCUAGAGAGUACAAAGAUUAAGGAGGUUGCUCCAGGGUCCCCUAAUGGUCUGGCAGCCUCGAAGAGAAGCUCUUGGAUUGGGAAUGGGAGGGAGAGGUUGCAUCAAGAGGAUAGAGCUGAGAAGACUUGGAGGAAGCCUGAGUCUGUAAAUUCUCGUCCCCGGAGGUUGGUGAAUUAG